Molecule: messenger RNA, 1229 nt
Organism: Kogia breviceps (pygmy sperm whale)
Lineage: Eukaryota; Metazoa; Chordata; Mammalia; Artiodactyla; Physeteridae
Product: transmembrane epididymal protein 1A-like
Source: RefSeq, a predicted model, not a curated record
AGUCGUAGGCUUGUUUCAUGAAGCAUUUCCUCUCUGUGGGGGAGCAGUGGGUGGGGCGAAAUGAUCAAAGUUGGUGGAAGGCAAUUCUUUCCAAAGUCCAGAUCUUGAAGUGGCCCCAGAAGGUGUGGACGUGCUUUGGUUUUACUCUUCUCACCUUCCUUAGAGGGAUUUCGAGUUCGAUGGGAACCUUUAUCGGUCAUGUGUACCCAGGGCUGUUUCUACUUUCAUAUGGACUGUAUCAAGCGGUAGCGGUCUCCAAAGCUGUGAUAGUCAGUGACUCUUUCCUGUAUCCCUCAUCCCCUCCCAGGAAUAAGGGGAGAUGGGCCAGGCUGUGGAAAAUAUCCUACGGAGGUUUGCUGAAGAUGCUGGCUGGCUCCGGCUUGAUCGUGUACGAGAUCAGCUGCGUGAAGAGAGGGCUGAUACUGAUGAACAGGGAGCUGCCACCGAGAUUUAUGUACGCCCAAGAGUGGCAGCACCUCACCAUAUUCAUCCUUCUCACCGUCAACGGCUGUGUAGAGGUCGUGAGCAAGAACGUGCUGCCUCAGCGCUGCGUGCCCCUAGAAAAAGGGACCCUGGUGCUGACUUUCUAUGUGCUCCUGCUGUUGCUGGUGUCACAUGCUCAGGACUCAGCAGGGGUGGAGCUGCACGUUCACUCCCUGCUCAUCUUGGUGGUGUUGCUGCUGAUGCUGGUGUUGACCGUACAGCUGUGGGUUCCCGACACGUUUCGACUCUCAGUGAUCGAGACCUUUCUGUUUCAGAUCAUGGGCUCCUGGCUGGUACAGGCCGCCUUCAUUCUUUACAAACCAGUCACUGGCUACCCAUGGCAGGAUGAUGACAUCAAUGACAUCAUGUUUGUCACCACCUUCUUCUGCUGGCAUGUGAUGAUCAAUGCUUUGUGCCUGUUGGGAAUCUAUGGCGUCUCUUCCUUUUGGCAUUGUUAUUACCAACCCAGCUGGAAGCUGAUGGGGUCCAGAGAAGCUCCAUGUUACACGAGCACCGUGGGACCCCUCUACAAAUUGCUGCAGGAAGUGGAGCAGUCAGAGGAAGAUGACCAGGCUCUCCUUUCAAAGAGCUCACCCUGAGACAGGGCCUGGAAUGCCUGGCUCACUCUCCACCCCAUCUGUGUCCUUUGGCUUCUCUCAGACAUGUGCAUUGUGCCCUCCUUGGUCCCCAGUAAAGGUAACGGCCGUGAAGGCGAGCAGCUGGUCUCCCUCUGCUGGCACAUCUCU